AUGUUCAAAGAAACCCUCUUACCUGAAAGUCUGCUGGUUAUUUUCACUUUCCACAAAAUAAAAGCUGACAUGAAAGAUACAUAUUUUUGCUUUAUCAAGAGAGGCAAAUGCAGACACGUAUGCAAUAGUGUUGAAAAGGCAGUUGGUUUCUGCACAAAACUAAAUGGUAAUUGUUGCAUGUAA
Molecule: messenger RNA, 183 nt
Organism: Microtus ochrogaster (prairie vole)
Lineage: Eukaryota; Metazoa; Chordata; Mammalia; Rodentia; Cricetidae
Product: defensin beta 133
Exons: 2
Coding region: 1-183 (60 amino acids)
Source: RefSeq, a predicted model, not a curated record